CUUGUUCAGCAACAUCAUAGCAACGGUUCAGCACGGUGAGGAAGGAAAAACCUGUUCUUCUGCGUCUAUUAAAAAAGUUUUUAAAAAUGUCCUACACUAAGUUUGUAGCAGCUCUGGCUAGGGCAAACUCCGGCAAUGUCAAGAACAUCCGAAUUUCACCUGGAAGAUAUCGGUCAACAGUGGCAUCCACCAAGAGUCAAGAGGAGAAAGAGCAGCAGAUAGAUGGCUGCACCGUGGUUGAAGCUGUGCCCGUGGAACUCAUCAGCCAGACCAAAAAUGUCACCGACACACCGCUGAGUAAAAUCCACAUCGACUUCGACAACACCAAGGAAGCCUACAGGAGCAAAGAUAACAUUGAGCUGCUCCGAAGCUUGCUGGUCUUCAAGUUGUGCACGUUUGACUUCCUCGUUGAGAAGAACAAAGAAUUGAUGGACCUGACUAAGAAGUUGCUGGGUCAGUCGAUCUUUAAUAAGCUGAUGAAGAUGACCUUCUAUGGCCAAUUUGUGGCAGGGGAAGACCACAACUCCAUCAAACCGUUAAUUCAGAAGAAUCAGGCCUUUGGUGUCGGAGCAGUUUUGGACUACAGUGUUGAAGAGGACUUGACACAAGAGGAGGCAGAGAAGAAGGAGAUGGAUUCGUGUGUUUCCGAAGCAGAGAAGGAAAGCCCAGAUGCUGCUCAUCGUGAGAGGAAGUACAAGGCCCAUCGUCAGUUUGGGGACCGGCGUGGAGGUGUCAUCAGCGCUCGCACGUACUUCUAUGCAGACGAGGCCAAAUGUGACAACCAAAUGGAGACUUUCUUAAACUGCAUUACAGCCUCCGGUGGAGCCUCUGCUGAUGGAUUUUCUGCCAUCAAAAUGACCGCUCUGGGACGCCCACAUUUCCUUCUCCAGUUUUCAGAAGUCUUGGUAAAGUGGAGACAGUUCUUCAACUUCCUCGCAGCACAACAAGGAAAAUCUGACAUGAUGGUUUUGGAACAAAAACUGGAACUGGAACAACUUCAGGAAAGUUUGACUAAGAUGGGUGUUGGCGCCAAGGAUGAUAUUGAGAAUUGGUUUACUGGAGAGAAACUGGGUUUAUCAGGAACGAUAGAUCUGCUGGACUGGAACAGUUUAAUAAACGAUACAACAAAGAUAUCCAAUCUGCUUAUGGUGCCAAACCUUGAGACAGGUCAGCUGGAACCUUUGUUGAACAAGUUUACAGCAGAGGAGGAGAGACAGAUGAAGCGAAUGCUGCAGCGAGUGGAUGUUCUGGCCAAGCAUGCCAUGCAGAACGGGGUAAGGCUGAUGGUGGAUGCAGAGCAGACGUACUUCCAACCAGCUAUUAGUCGACUAACCCUGGAAAUGCAGAGGAGAUUCAACAGAGAGAAGCCAAUCAUUUUCAACACCUAUCAGUGUUACCUCAAGGACGCGUAUGACAAUGUAACUCUGGAUGUUGAGCUGUCACGGAGGGAGAACUGGUACUUUGGUGCCAAGCUGGUUCGUGGAGCCUACAUGUACCAAGAGAGAGCCAGGGCCCAGGAGAUUGGCUAUGAAGACCCAAUAAACCCAGACUAUGAGGCCACUAACAGGAUGUAUCAUAAGUGUUUGGAGUAUAUGCUGGAAGAGAUCGAAUACAACAGGAAAGCUAAUAUCAUGGUUGCAACUCACAAUGAGGACACAGUGAAAUUCACCCUACAAAAGAUGAAUGAGAUGGACCUUUCCCCCACUGAAAAUAAAGUUUACUUUGGACAGCUGCUGGGAAUGUGUGACCAGAUCAGCUUCCCACUAGGUCAAGCAGGUUUCCCCGUCUACAAGUACGUUCCAUAUGGGCCGGUCAACGAGGUCAUUCCCUAUCUUUCUCGCCGCGCUCAAGAGAACCGCGGCUUCAUGAAGGGAUCCCAGAGAGAGCGCAGCCUGCUGUGGAAGGAGCUGAAACGCAGAGUGCUGGGUGGCCAGAUGUUCUACAAGCCUGUCUACUGAAUCACAAGACAACAACAUACUAACUGCAGUAUAUCUUUAAGCAUUCCACUAACUUAUCUGUACCACUAACUGCUCCUUGUAGAGGAAGAUUCAUAUCCUUCCUUUGGUUGUUAGUUUGCACAGUAGGGGAGAAACAUUGCAAGUGUAUUAUGGUAAUAGUUGUAAAUUACAAGGUGUUGUAAGUGUAUUAUAGUAAUAUUGGAGAUGUCUUUUGCUUGUAAUUUAACAAGGAGGGGUUUAAAACACCACUAAAUCAAUCACUGUGGAGAUUCAUAUGGUGCUCCAUUAACACAGUUUUUAGAUCACCACUGGGUUAUUUAACUGAAAAAACUGACAGAGUAAUCAUCAAAUUCAACACUGCAAAAAAUGUAACGAAAAAUGAUCCUUUUUAAAUAACUUUACCAAACAUUUAUACCUCUAAACACCCAUGAUUUCUCAUGUAUAGGAUGGAGGAUAAGAAACGGUUGUUUUUGAAUGUAUGGUUGCCCAAAGGUGGCUUACUUGUAUAUAAAAGUGGACACUCAGAAGUGCCUUUUGGUUGUUUCCAUGAGAUUAACUGGAGACAGUCAUCUAUUGUACACCUUUUUGUUUUUGUUAAUGCACACUCCUCCAUGGGGAUUGUAAAUUAUGUUUCCUGGUUUUAGGUUUUUAUCUGUUGUUGACUAAAGCAUGCACAGUAAAUGCAGCAUUAGAAACCGGAUGAUGCGCUUUUUGAUCUCUGGUAAUCCUUGCACAUUGAUGUCCUUAAGACAAAGUGCAGAUACUCAAAACUGUGUCCUGAUGUGGAUUUCAGUUGACAUGUGCCAAAUGGUCCUGAUGAACUCCAAAAACGUGCAGUUAUGUGAAUGUUUAAGGGAAACUGUACUGAGUUACUCUGAAGAACACCUGCUCUGUUGCAUAAGCUGCUGUGGAAGGAGGAAACCUGUGGUGUUGAAUUUGUUAUUGUUGAGAAGAGUUCAAAAAGACUAGUUGUGCUGGUAUCUCUGGUUUUAAUGCUGCCCGUAGCAUUUGUAAUACUGUUGCUCAAUGUAGUCUUCUGAAAGAUUGUUUGAAUGAAAGUCAUAAAAAAAUAUGUAAAUUCAAAAUGUUUUAAGGACUGGGAGUGGAAAACUUAAACUUGUAAAACUUGUGAAAGUACUAAAAUGUUAAAUCUGUCACGUUAAGUUAAAAUAUGCAGGCCACUAUUGGAGAUAAGACUGAACUUAAUUAAGUUAGGUUUGCAUUGCAGUAUUUUGCAUUUGAGUUUAUUUUUGUAUGUUUUCUUGAAUGAAUCUUGGUGUUCAUAUGUCUUUUAACAUGAUAUGGUAUAAUGUGAUAAUAUGUUUUUUUGCAGUUGCUUUGAUGUUUUAAUUCUUUUGUUUUGUUCCCUUAUCACUGCUGUAUCAGUAUAUACCAUAUUUUGUACAGUUGUAAAAUAUGUAAUUAAUGGAUUUGGAACAUACAAAUA
Messenger RNA from Scomber japonicus (chub mackerel), 3405 nucleotides. RefSeq names its product proline dehydrogenase (oxidase) 1a (gene prodha). Gene Ontology annotation, molecular function: proline dehydrogenase activity; FAD binding. Gene Ontology annotation, cellular component: mitochondrion. Lineage: Eukaryota; Metazoa; Chordata; Actinopteri; Scombriformes; Scombridae. Bases 87 to 1958 code for a protein of 623 amino acids. The record is from RefSeq and is a predicted model, not a curated record. The transcript has 14 exons.